This is a messenger RNA of Aspergillus sclerotioniger CBS 115572, 774 nucleotides long. RefSeq lists its product as uncharacterized. NCBI's taxonomy places the organism in Eukaryota, Fungi, Ascomycota, Eurotiomycetes, Eurotiales, Aspergillaceae. The transcript is spliced from 4 exons. The record is from RefSeq and is a predicted model, not a curated record. Bases 1 to 537 code for a protein of 178 amino acids.
AUGCCAUACCCGUACAAUCGGUACCUAUCCGUAUCCGUAUCCACCAGCGGAAUCCGCAAUCGGGCUAGUCUAGUCUCUCCGCGGGCGGAAUUCCACCCGAACCCGCCCCUAACCACCACCCCCCCUCUUCACUCCUCCCCCUUCCGCCUAACCUCCACCCCCUCCGACCCCUCCCCCAACGAAACCGAAUACACCAAUCCAAACGAAUACUACAGUCCCUACAAACCCAAACGGCAAUGGCCCCCCGACAUGUCGAAACUCUCCCCGAAACAUCAAUUCCGACUUGAACGCAAGUACCGUCGUCGGGCGGCGCUGAAAUACGCUCGUCCGAAAUGGACCAAGGCGACCAAGUUGGUGCAGUGGGGGUGUAUUGGCUUCGUUCUGGUGUAUGCGAUGCUGUUUAUGGAGUGGGAUGAGCGGGGAAGUCCGUUUGAUGAGAUUCGGCGGACUUUCUUUGCCGGUGUCAAGGGAGCUUUCUCGACGCCACCGCCGCCUGGUCCGGUCAGGAGAGUGGCAGAGGAAUCGACUCGGGAAUAAACGAGCCAAUCUUCAGGCUGCAUCUUACAACAAGGCAGUGGAAUAGUCCAAUGGCUGCGAUACCCAUAGACCGCUUCAGCUACAUAGUUCGCGCACACAGUACCUGUACAACACCAUAUGAUUGAAUAUAAUGACAGCGAAAACCGCUCCUGUAACUAAGCAUAUCCACGGCCACAUCGCCGGCCUGCUAUAACGCAUCUGUCCAAAAAGAAUGAUCGGCCUGACAUGCAAUCAAAG